Siniperca chuatsi (mandarin fish) is the source of this 2564-nucleotide messenger RNA. Its product is annotated as high affinity cGMP-specific 3',5'-cyclic phosphodiesterase 9A-like. Gene Ontology annotation, molecular function: 3',5'-cyclic-GMP phosphodiesterase activity. The record is from RefSeq and is a predicted model, not a curated record. NCBI's taxonomy places the organism in Eukaryota, Metazoa, Chordata, Actinopteri, Centrarchiformes, Sinipercidae. Gene Ontology annotation, biological process: cGMP catabolic process. The coding region runs from base 280 to 2058 and encodes 592 amino acids. The transcript is spliced from 16 exons.
UCAGUCUAUGAGGUGAAACAGUGAAGUCAAACAGAACCAUGAGCGAGGACAGCGUUAACAUUUCAUAACGGCCUCUCUGCGGACGGGACGGCACCUUUCCUUGUCAUGGGGUGGUUUGGGAAACUCAAUGAACGCGUAGUGAGAGUUCCCCUGCUGACACCAUAACCAACACGCACGCACCACCUGAGCCUCGCGCUCAGACCCCGGUGCAAUUUUUGGAAACUCUCUUUAAAAAACGUGAGAGAUAAACGCCACGUGAAGAAGAAAAAAACAAACAACAUGGACGACGAGUUCGCUCUGGUGCCAUCUGCAGGACGCUGUGUGGUAUUACACGCAGGCUGCAUUAUUUUUUACUGUUGGGUCCCAUUUGCAAAAAUAUGCAUUUUACUGGCAGAGAUAGGCACACCUGAGAGACGCCGUAGAGCCUGCGGGGAAGGAAGCCGCAGAACGGCGACCCCUGCCGGCAGAGCUGCGCAACAACACCGAGCCCUGCAGCACCAGGAGGGGACAGCGUGGGUGGGCUCUCUGUCAGCUGCAGGUCAUGUCCCACCUGGCUCUGGGAUGACAACAAAAAUCAUUCAUUUUAUGGUCAACGGGAGGCUGGAGCAAGCAGAGUUUGGAGCCGACUGCUCUGCUGCAGAUGUCAAAGAUCUGUUCCGGGCGGCGGCGGAGGCGGGGCCUCACCACAUCCUGAAGAUGUAUAAAACAAACGGCAGCGUGGUGAACAUCUCCCCCCGGCUGGAAGCCAACAGCGAGGACUCGUACUACCGACUGGAGGUGGUGGCGUCAGAUCUCCACAGUGUGGGGAUGCCAACAGAGCUGGACAACAUGGAAUACAGGCUGCAUCAUCUGGAGAGCAAAGUCAUUGAAGACGUGGGAAAGACUCCGGACAUCAUCUGUGAGCUGAAGAGCCAAGUGGAGUCUUUUAAGAGGAAGCUGGAGAGUGUGGUGCACCUGAGCUGGAUGGGUCUAUUCAAGGACGACAGGGACCAGCAGUUCUCCCCGAAGUUCUCCCCGAAACCCAAAAAGCCUCAGCUGAGCGUGCAGGAGGAGCGCCAACAAGUCCGCAGGAAGUUCCUCAGCAUGAGCUCGCUGCAGGUGACAGACGAAGUGAGAGAGCAUCUGAAAACUCCCAUUUUUGACAACUGGCAGUGGGAGGAGGCGGAGAUGCUGGUGCUCCUCAAGGUGAUGUUCACCGACCUGGACUUCCUGACGGCGUUCCACAUCGAGCUGUACGUCCUGCAGAACUUCCUGUUUGAAGUCUACUGCCACUACAACAGCAUCCCCUUCCACAACUUCCAGCACUGCUUCUGCGUCACUCAGAUGAUGUACGGGCUGAUUUGGCUGACGGACCUCAGGAGUAAAUUAUCAAGGAUCGACCUGUUCAUCAUGUUGACCUCGGCUCUGUGCCACGACCUCGACCACCCCGGCUACAACAACGUCUACCAGAUCAAUGCUCAGACCGACUUAGCUCUUCGCUACAACGACAUUUCACCCCUGGAAAAUCACCACUGUGCCGUCGCCUUCGGCAUCCUGUCCAAGCCAGAGUGCAACAUCCUAAAAAACCUGACCUGCGAGCAGUACAAACAGAUCCGAUCAGGAAUGAUCAAAUGUAUUCUGGCCACCGACAUGGCGAGACACAACGAAAUUCUCAACAAGUUCAGAAUCAUGCAGCCGGUGUUCAACUUCACCAACAAGGACCACAAGGAAGUGCUGAUGAAGAUCAUGGUGAAGGUGAGCGACAUCUCCAACGAGGCCAGGCCGAUGGCCGUGGCCGAGCCCUGGCUGGACUGUCUGCUGCAGGAGUUCUUCAACCAGAGUGACACAGAGAAACUCAAAGGGCUUCCAGUGGCUCCUUUCAUGGACCGAGACAAAGUGUCCAAACCGUCCUCUCAGACCAACUUCAUCCGAUAUGUUCUCCUGCCGCUCUUCACCGAGCUCACCAAGCUGUUCCCCUGCCUGGAGCAACAUAUUCUGGAGCCGGUCCGGCGAGCCCUGGAGUAUUACUCUGACAUGGAGAGAGCCAGCAAGGAGGAGGAGGGGACGACCAAAGCAUGAGGAGGAGGAGGAAGAGCAGGUGGCGUCUAAACCUCAGUGUAGUCUAAAAAUGUGUUCAAUCCAUGCAUGUGUUAGCUGACAGAGCAUUAUAUUCAGCAGCAGUGUGUUAGAGGAAGUUAUUGCAUCUGAAAAACUGUCAUUAGAAAUGUUGUAAUCGGUCCAGUUUCCCAGAUUGUAUUCAGCUUUUAGUGUAGUUAUGUGGAAUAUUUCUGCAACUUAAAUGUUUGUUGAUAUAUAAGUUGAGAUUUGGCUUUUUGACAGUGAUGAGACUCAGUACCAUUAAAGAAGAGAAUAUGAUGUUUGUGUAUUUUAGCAGGAACAUGAAUGACCUAAUUUGUUGUUUAGUUGAUCUGGACUGAUCGCCUUGUAACCCAAAGUCAUGAGGUGAAACAGCUCCAUCUGGUGGACAAUUUAAAUGUUUACAUGUUCUGUAAACGAGUGGGAUGAUGUUAAAGUCUUUAUAUUUCUUACUGUCAUUAAAUCCCAUGUGUCCAACCCUGAACGGA